UCAGAGUGUUCUGUCGAACCAGGAACAGCAGAGGACGUGGGAAAGAUUCUGCAAAUUCUCGGUGCCACCAGAACUCCCUUUGCCGUUAAAAGCGGCGGGCACACCGCCAAUGAGGGGUUCUCCUCUACAACUGGCGUGCAAAUUGCCAUGUCGCGCUUCAAUAACGUCGUCUACGACAAUGAAUCACAGACGGUCACCUACGGUACAGGCCUCAUCUGGGACGAGGUUUAUGCUGCGCUCGAGCCGUACGGCGUGAACGUCGUCGGGGCCCGUAUUACGGGCGUCGGGGUCGGCGGUGUCAGCAACGGUGGAGGGUAUUCUUGGCUGACAAAUCAGCACGGGCUCACGGUCGAUAAUAUUGUCAGCUUCGAGAUUGUUUUGCCUAAUGGACGGGUCGUCAAUGUAACUGAGAAGAGCGACCCAGAUCUCUUCUUCAGCACGAAGGGCGUUGUUACACAGAUUGAAGCGAAAGCCUACACCCAAUCACAAGUCUGGGGUGGUGUCUCGAUCAUCGUCGGAGCCCAACCGGAUGCCCUCAAUGCUGCUACCCUGAAGUUCCAAGCCAACGUGAUGGACCCUAAGGCACAAGUCCUUCCGACAUACACCGUGGCCGGUGGAAUGCCUGUGAUGACUAUCCUUAUGUUCUACGACGCGCCCAACCAGCCACCCGGCAUCUUCGACGACUUCCUCGCAAUUCCUGCGAUCGAACAGGACAUCAGCACUCGCUCGUUCUUAUCUCUCGUCCAGUCAUUGCCCAAUGCGACACUCGGUGCUCGGGCUGUAUACAAUACUGUAUCACUGACUCAUUUCACGCCUGGGCUGCUCGAGGCGAUUAAUAACGAGACCCAGGCACAGUUCUGGUCACAGAAGCUUGGACCGGAGUCCGCCUCUUUGAUAUCCUACGACGUCGAGCUCUUCCUUGAGACAAUUUUUACGCAUGGCACAGUACAAUCCUCCGCCUACCCACCAUCGCGCAAGCAUGGCCUGCUCCCGCUUAACAUCUACUACGCAUGGGAGUCCUCUUCGGCGGACCCGAUCGUGCGGGCUGCUGCCAUGCAGAGCGCAGCCCACCUGAAGGCUGUCGCCAUGGCUGAAGGCCAGGACAUCGGCGCCGCAUCUUUGUACGGCAACUACGCAAUCAAAGGCACGCCCGUAGAGCAGAUUUUCGGAGAGAGCCUGCCCCGGAUGCGCGCGACGAAGCGGCGGGUCGACCCACAAGAUGUCAUGGGUCUUGCUGGUGGCUGGAAGGUGUGUGGGACAUGUUCGCCUAUCCUUAUCGAUAUGAGCACAAACCCUGCUUAG
Molecule: messenger RNA, 1302 nt
Organism: Phanerochaete carnosa HHB-10118-sp
Lineage: Eukaryota; Fungi; Basidiomycota; Agaricomycetes; Polyporales; Phanerochaetaceae
Exons: 9
Molecular function (GO): FAD binding
Source: RefSeq, a predicted model, not a curated record